AUUUUCAUUUGUAGCACGCUCGCGAGUGGACGUGUCGCAGUUUCCCCAGUUCUUUCGCUAUAUAGCACAAAUACCUAUAUAUAGUAUAUGCAUAUAUCUGCCUUACAAAUAUAUAUAUCGAAUAUAUAUAGAGGAUCAUACACCUGCCGUGCAGCGCGUAGGGUGCCAAAAGCACCAGUGCGAGUAUCGAAGCAGGAUUAAAGAAAGUGUUUGUGCCCCUUCCAAGAAAAACUCGACUCAUCUCGAAUCGACUCGAGUCGCAACUCGUGCAACUGAACGUGCCGCGGAGGCAUGCGAAUAAGUGUGCUAAAGUUAACCAAAUUCAAAUUGUCGAAUUGCAGUGUUGCCCCCAACCAACACAGUUAACAGCGACGCAACAGGGCCCCAACGGGCGCCUCGGAUAAACAACAGGAACAGGAAGUCGAAACAGAGCGGAAGAAGCAAAACAACGACAGCUACUUGAACCAUGGAACAAUUCGAACAGUUGUUGACGUGCUGCGUCUGCCUGGACAGGUAUCGCAUACCGAAGCUGCUGCCAUGCCAGCACUCCUUCUGCAUGGAGCCCUGCAUGGAGGGAUUGGUCGACUAUGUGCGACGUCAGGUCAAAUGCCCCGAGUGCCGUGCCGAACAUCGUAUACCCUACAAUGGAGUGCAGGCCUUUCCCACCAACGUUACGCUUCAGCGUUUUCUGGAGCUGCAUAUUGAAAUUACCGGCGAGUUACCGGAUCCCACCUCAGGUCAAAUCAUGGAACGCUGCGGCGUUUGCUCCGAGAAGGCCUAUCUCUCACACUGUGCUCACUGCGAGAAGAAGAUCUGCGAGGACUGCAAGAGCGCCCACAUGGACAUACUGCGUCGAGAGAUUACCCGCUUCAACUCACAGAUUCGUCGCAGUUUGCAUAGGCUGCAGGACUCGUUGGCCAUCAUCGAGAAAAACACGAUGAGUCUCCAAACGAAUGCGAUAAGCGUGACAGAGGAAAUCGACGAGAUCUACAGACGAAUCACCAAGGCCAUCAAGGAUAGAUCCGAUCAGCUGAAAGGUGAGAUCGAUCGCUACUUGGCCGUGGAGCUACGUAAUCUGAUGACGCUCAAGGAGAACUUGGACCUGGAGAUAACCAACAUCACCAGCAACUGUGACAUCGUGGACAAAUACAUGAACGAGACCGUCGAAUGGGAUGACUGCGAACUGAUGGACACCAAGGAGAUCUUCUUGAAGACCGUCGAGUUCCUUCGGCACUUUGAGUAUGAGAACAACGACUACAGUCGCCGUGUGCGCUUCCUCGUCUCCAUUGAUCCCAACCAGCUGGUCAUGAAUUUGGCCACUUUUGGUGAUCUCAACAUAGCGCCACACUCAACGCCCGGUGGCUCCGUGAGCAGCUCACAUCUGGCACCACCAACCACCUUGCAACCCGGUUUGAUGCGCUCCAAGAGUGAUCAUCGCCUGGCCACACAGUUCCGUCAACAGGAGGAACGUGGUGGCUAUAACGAUGAGCCCGUGCUGGGCGGUCGCAAGUUCGGUGAGCGACCACAGCGCAUUGCCAAAGAUAACAACAACAGCGAUCGCUAUGGCGAUCGUUACGGACGCUCUGAGUACGAUUACGACAACGACUACGAGAACGAGCCGGCAAGUCGUGCUGGCAAAUCGUCACGUUUCCGUUCGCGCUUUGUGCGCUCCCAUCAGAAUGAGGACUCGGACAGCGAGCAGCAACAGCAGCAGCGUCAGCAAGAGAUCGAGAAGCGCAAGGAUCGUGUGCUCGACAGCGAGGAUGUUUCGCGCGGUCAGCUAAGUGGCAUCAUUCGCCUCAGCGACUGCUCACGCGUGGUGCAGCGACUCGCGGACAUUGGCAAGGAGAAGAAGGAGAAGAAAUCCGAUGCCGCAGUUGCAGCUCAAGCCGCCGUUCAAGCAGCCAUCCAGGCCCAGAAGGCAGCAAUGCAGCGACAGCAGCAAAAGAAUCAACAAUCCGCCGCAGCCGCCGACGAGGAUGAGUUGGCGCGUCAAAAGCGCAAGACUGGCACAUCGAGUGGUGCGGCAAGCUCAACGACAACGGACUCCAGCAGCGAGCAGCGUCCCAACACGGAGCGUGUGACGGCACUGAAGCGUGGCGGACAGGGAGGCAGCGAGGAGAGCGAUGGCGGCAGCAGUAAUCAGCAGGCGGCGGCUUCUCCAGUGCGUAGUGCGGCGACGACAGCACGAGCCGAGGCUGACAGCGCCACAGACUCUGAUGCAACUCCUACUCCUACCCAACAGUCCAAACCGGCCGUCUCCGCCCAGGUGGCAGCGGUAAAGAAGACCCAACGCUCCGGCAGCAGCGACAGCAGCGCUUCCACCGAAAGCUCUGCCAGCUCAGCGGCCGCAGCGGCAGCAGCAGCUGCCAGUGCAGCGCCUAGCAGCAGCAGCAGUGCACAACAGAAGGCAGCGAGCACAGCGCGUUACUCGACGACACGCGAGUCAACAGCUGCGGCGACAGCGACGCCCGAGAAGAAACCGUUUGUAAGUCGCUUCUUGCCGCAGCACAGCACGCCGGCAACUACGACGAAUGGUGCAGACAGCAAGAAGAAGGCCGCCGAGUCCGAGUCGAGCACCGAGGAGGAGACAAGCUCCGAAUCGGAGUCCGAGUCGGAGGCGGAGAGCAAGCCCAAGACGAGUGCGGCAACCAGCAGCAGCAGUGCCACCAAAUCGACGCCCAGCAGUGCAGCCAGCUCCACAACAGCAGCCACCACAUCGGGCAGCUCGUAUCGGGAUCGCUUGGAGGCACGACGUGCUUCGCGAGACGACACCGCUGCCACAUCACGCAGCAGCUAUGCCACACCUAGCUCUACUAGCAGCAGCGGUUACGGUGGCAGCAGCAGCAGCAGCAGCGCGACACGCACUCGACCUGUGCCUGCUCCGCAUCAUCUGAGCGAGAACGAGGAUCGCUAUGGCAGCGGCAGCGGCAGCAGCAGCGCACUGCCCCUUAGCAUACCGUACAUAAGUAGACCCUACCGGGCCCGCUACCGAAAGCGACUUGCGGAUGUUACACGUCAAAUUAAAUAAAUAGAUGCAGAGAUGCCCCUCAAAACUCUUUCCCCCAUUUUUCUCCGCUUGUUUUUUUUUUGUGUGAUGUUUUCAUAUUUGUUGUGCCCAUUAAAUGUGCAACUGCAUUCACCGAAAUUGACUAUUUAUUCAAUUCUCCAGUCAGCCAUUAUGCCAUACUUCAAUCAGCCCCAUUCAUUAAAAUCCAUUCGAAAGUUAACAAGAAACUAACAAGCGCACCGCAUACAAAGUUGGGUUGCCCAAGCAUCAGAGCUCAGACAAUGACAAAGGCUUUCACUUAACCCCAGGAGGCACAACAAAACAUUUGAGAAUGCGAAAAUAGAAUACGAAGAAAAAGACAAAUAGACUAAAUUAUUAUAAAUUUUAUAAUAAUAUAUAUUAACGCUGACAUUGUUUCGUUUGUGCUUUUUACUUUGAGCACAUUAAAUAAAAGAGAAUUUAUAUGGCUUUGUGUAGCUGCGAUUUUUCGCAGAAUCCAGCGGGAUUCCUGUGAAUUUAUGUGUGCUGGCUGACAUUUUUGAACAGUCAAAAGAAAUGUUCUUCUUAAAUUUCAUGUCAUGAGGCACAUUCAGAUUGUGUAGCAAGGGGUUAAAGCAAGAAAGUGAGGCAGCAAGUCAACUAGAACUUGAAAUAAGUUGACGCACAUGCCACUGAGCUGCUGUUGCUGUUGCUGAGGCUGGAAGUUAGAGAUGAUGGCGUUGCUGAAAGCACCACUCAGUGGCUUGAAAGCAACUUCAAUUCAAUUCACACAGCUGAGGAAGCAAAAGCAGCAGCAGCACUUCAGUGACCUUUCGAAUGCGAAGCAAAAGGGUUCAACGACGUUCUGUCCUGUCCUGUCUUUGUCAUUGUGUUUUUGUCUGUACUUUUCCUAAUUUACUACAGCGUCAAUAAUAUAUUUAUUGAAGCCUUUCGGUCAGUUUGGGUACAAAUUUCUCGAUAAUAUAAUUAAAACUUGAUGCCAUCAAGAAGUGCCAGCCAGCUGUUGUUCUUAGCGAAGCAAUUGUUCAAAUAUUAUGAGCUGUGAUUUGCCAUUGUUUUUUUGGUGCGCUUAAAGCGACAUUCUCGACGUAACAAUAAAAUAUGCUCAAGUGAGCUUAUGUAUAUAUAUAUAUAGUAUAUAGAGUAUGUGAGGAAUUUGGUUUCGCAGCUUGCCCGCAUUUCAUUGGUUUUUUUGUUUUUUGUUGCCAUCGCAUUGAUUGCAUGCCAUUGAAUGCUGCAGCAGCAGUUUUCUGAUUCUGAUUUUAUACAGUGUUUCCUUUUUUUCCUGUUAUUUGUUAACUUGUAAACAAGUGCGAAGCAAUUAACCAACUCAAACAUACCACGAGAAUCAGUUGUUUCGCAUCCAUUUCACCAUCUCACCAUUUCAACCAUUUUUUGUGCCUCUUGUUUGUUUCAUUGUUUUGGUCGAACUGCAAGGGCAUAUUGAAUGUAAUCGAUGAGCAAUGCAAAAAAAAGUAAAAACAGAGUCAACAAAAAACCCAUUGCUUACUUUUAUGCGCUGUCGCACAGAAUACUCGUCACAGCAGCUGUUGAUGUGACAGCCACAUCAACAGCAACAGCCACAGCUACAGCUUCAGUAUAAUACUCAACUAAUGAGCUUUUUGUGUGUUCUUUUUUACAGUAUUUUUUGAGUAGCAUUAAAUAGUAUGAUAAGUGUAUCCUUUUUGUUGUUGCUUUACUUGUAAUAAACUGUUGUAUUCGUAGUUGCUAUCUAUACUUUCUGUAAUUUGCUGUGUUGCUUUGCCAAUCAAACUACCAAACUACCAAACUACCAAAACUACCUUGUACCCUUUUGUAUCCUUGUAUCUAUCCACCUAUCCUGCCAAGCUGUCGCCAAUUGGCGACAUAAUUUCUCGUACUUAACUUUCUUGCUACUUUUGUAUAACUUUUCGAUAAUGUGAAAUGUGAAUUUAAUUAGAAACUUUUGCGAGCGCAUUGUUGGUUCCGUCAAUUUUUUUUUUUGUUCGUUUUCGUUUUGUAUUUUAAUUGAAUUUGGUUGCCUAAUAAAUGAGCCAAAAAGCACAAAGAGAACCAGGGUUGUAGGAGCAUAUCGAGUUGUAGACGAACCCCGAACCCGAACCCGAACCCGACAUCGACUUCACUCUUACUCUUUACUUUAACUGCGACCCGAACUUGAACUCGUUACACAGAUUUAAGCUAGUUAAAAGUUAGUUCAUUAAGCGGUCGCGGAUUUGCCGAAAUGUGAGGGGCUUACAAAGUUUUGAGCCAGGUGCGAGGCAACACACACAGAACACCGUAUAAAACCGAAUACCGAACAGCGAACAGCGAACACCGAACAACACUCAACACUGAACACAACACUGGCAAGGCAACAGCUACAACAGCAACAUCGAUAACAACAACAACAACAACAACACCAACAAUGCAAAUACAGCAAAAAAGCAACAACAAAUCGCAAUAGAGAAUAUAGAAAUGUUAAAAGCAAAAUAGACAAAAAAAAACCAAAAA
Messenger RNA from Drosophila sulfurigaster albostrigata, 5500 nucleotides. It is a transcript of the gene tn, whose product is annotated as RING finger protein nhl-1. The transcript is spliced from 8 exons. Gene Ontology annotation, biological process: proteasome-mediated ubiquitin-dependent protein catabolic process; protein polyubiquitination; negative regulation of translation. The record is from RefSeq and is a predicted model, not a curated record. NCBI's taxonomy places the organism in Eukaryota, Metazoa, Arthropoda, Insecta, Diptera, Drosophilidae. Gene Ontology annotation, molecular function: ubiquitin protein ligase activity; metal ion binding; protein binding. Bases 467 to 3031 code for a protein of 854 amino acids.